Molecule: messenger RNA, 286 nt
Organism: Racocetra fulgida
Lineage: Eukaryota; Fungi; Glomeromycota; Glomeromycetes; Diversisporales; Gigasporaceae
Source: the annotation of a GenBank genome assembly
AUUUAAUUACUUAUUAUACAUACAUGAAUUAUUUGAAUUUGUAUUUUAGUCGUGAAUUAGUGUUAAAAAAGAAACCGAAUCGUGCCCAUAAAGCCUUAGUUAACUUUGAGAAAAAAGUGCUAUCUGAAUCCCCGAAAGCACAAACGUUUACUGUCAUUACUCAAAAUGUUGACGGUCUUUCGAGUAAUAUCGAAAAUUUGAUUGAAAUGCAUGGUUCUCUUUUUAGGACUUGUUGUACUAAAUGCGGUGAUAAAAGUGAGAAUCGUGAUUCUCCUAUCGCACCUGC